AUGGAAGAUAAGAGAUGGAGGAAUAUUUGGGAUUUAGAAGUUCCAGGAGUGGUCAAGUUGUUCUUAUGGAAAGCAGCAAAUAACUUGCUUCCCACCAAGAAGAACUUAUUUAAAAGGAAGGUAGUGCAGGAUCCAAGUUGUCCCAUCUGUUUUGCAGAAGAAGAAUCAGUUAUGCAUGCUCUUUGGGAGUGCAAAGCAGCAAACGAUAUAUGGGCUGAUGAGAGAAGCAUAGUACAGAAAUGGAUUUGUAAGGAGGCUAAUUUUAUGCAGCUGUGGGAGAAAUUGAUAGCAAGACUGAACAUGUCACAGCUUGAAGAGAUGAGACUUUCUUGCCCUAGGAAAAUCUUCACUUCAGCUAUAGCAGGACUUGAAGAGUACAGGAAUUCUCAAAGGGUUCAAAGGCAGGAUGUUCAUCCAUCAAGUGCAGACAAGAACAGACACAAAUGGCAGUUACUAGAGGCUGAUUUCGUGAAGGUUAACUGGGAUGCAUCAUUACAUUUAAAGAGGAAGAGAAUAGGAGUGGGAAUUAUGAUUAGAGACGCGAAGGGAGAGACAUUGGUAGCUGUUUGUGAUCAGAGGAAGCAUGUUCAAGAUCCAUCAGUGGCAGAAUGCCAUGCACUUUGGAAGGCAUUGGAGUUGUGUAAUGAGUUGAACAUUCAAAAGGUUAUGUUUAAAGGAGAUGUCAAGGCUAUUGUUUCAGCUGUUAACAGUGAGGAGGAGGAUCUGUCCAGUGUUGAUUUUUUAGUUGAUGAUAUACAUUCAAUGCUCAGAAACAUACCAAAUUGGUCUUUACAUUUUGCUUAUAGAGAAAAAAAAUAG
Juglans microcarpa x Juglans regia is the source of this 819-nucleotide messenger RNA. RefSeq lists its product as uncharacterized. The transcript is spliced from 2 exons. The record is from RefSeq and is a predicted model, not a curated record. The coding region runs from base 1 to 819 and encodes 272 amino acids. Lineage: Eukaryota; Viridiplantae; Streptophyta; Magnoliopsida; Fagales; Juglandaceae. Gene Ontology annotation, molecular function: nucleic acid binding; RNA-DNA hybrid ribonuclease activity.